CAAUGUGUAGAGAGAGAGAGAGAGAGGAGAAUUGCAUCUACAAGGGUUCGAUCUUUAAUCUACUAUCAUUGUCACCAUAGCUGCAAAAGAGAAGAAGAAAAAUGAAGAGAAGGGAGAACGACUGUGCAGGGAAAAAUGAAAAGAGGCAUGAGAAUGGUGCAGGUAAACAUGUGAAGAAGUUAGGGUUUGUAUUAGAAAAAUUUUAUACCAACGGUGAGGUCUUAGAUCUAAAUUUUGAUGACUAAAAUUGAACUAAAUUAUUUACACUACUAAAUAAAAAAGAAACCAGUAAUAUACUUAGCCCAUCAAUAUCUCGGGGAAAACUUUCCCGACCGCUGCAUUCGUCAACAGUAUCAUUUAUAGCUGAAAAGUAAAAAUGCAAACCCCAUUCAAAUUUUCCUGCCCAAAGAAUGAAUGUAGGAGGCUGACGUGGCAGAGCAUUUAGGCGGGAUUAAUGUAAACAUCCCAUGUUCACGUUAGGAGUAAGAAGUAAAAUUGCAACUGUCGUUCUUCCUCUAUCUCCUUCCUGUUCCUUUCACUUUCUCGCAUCAGAAACUCCUUCGUUCUUCCUCUACCUUUUUGUUUUGCAGAUAUCUCCUUCCUAUUCUAUCAGUUUCUCGCAUCAAAAAUCUCCUUCCUAUUCCCAAUUUCAAACAAAUCGAAAUCCCUAAUUAUAACCAAGUCGACGGGAGUGGGGAGAUCGCGAUUGGGAGUACAACGGACGAUCCCAGCAGCGGAGAGGUUGUCGAUGAAGGCAACUUUCGUCUCCGGUAGCCAGCCCACCUCCCCAGCAGGUUCCAGAAUACCUCCAGAGAUUCGCUGCUAUCUUCUCUGUCGAUUGCUGUAGCAGACGAUGUAUAACUGCCGGGCAAGAAUAACAAUGACGACGUAGGCACUGAAGAAACAAAACCACUGAGAUCCCCGAUCGCAAGUUCACUCAUCAUGUAUGUUUUGUUCGCUGAUGUAUCGUUGAAUAGAGUAUUUGUUUGUAUUUGAAAAUUUUGUGCCCCUCUUCUGUGAUAUUUGUUAUGUUUUUUGUGUUGUUUAUGGAUUCUCCUUUCCCGUGCUUUCUUUCAAUUUGAUUGUGAUCAAGGUGUCCUUUCUAACAUCAUAGUUUGAAUGUCGGCAAUCAGUCCUAGAUAUCCUUUCACCUUAGCAUAGUUGUGGGAGGAACUGGGAGGAGAGGGAUGAUAGUCUCCUUUUCGAUUUUGAUUUUGAUAGUGUGCAUAAUGCAUCUUGGAAAAUUUAAAAGGUUUGUUUGUUUAGGUUAAGAUUGUAUGUAUCCUAUAUAUGCCGUGUGAUGUGUGGCAGGGGUCAAGUGACAUUGUUCAGUUAGGAAAGAUUUUCCAAGCAUUUGGGUCUCCAACACCUUCCCAAUGACAUGACUUGGUAUACCUUACUGAUUAUGUAGAGUACCAAACAGUUCCCUUGCAACCUUCGCGUAAAUUGUUUCCAAUGGCUAGUGAGGAUGCCCUGGAUCUGUUGUUAAAGAUGUUCACUUAUGAUCCAAACGCUAGGAUCACAAUCCAACAGGCAUUGGAACCAGGUACUUCUCAUCUGCCCCUUUACCUACGGAACCAGCUAAGCUUCCCAUACCUGCUCCCAAGGGGCAACCUCUCAAUGCUGGUCCAACUGUUUUAUCAUCUCCAAGGAAGACGAGAAGAGUGAUGGCUGAACGUGAAAGCUUUGAUGUAAAUGUCCACCAACAACUUGAUAAGAUUGAUGAAAAUGCACAAAUGAGACAACAUACAGUUGUUGAUAACUCGGGCAGGACUGACCACAUGCCAAUGUCAGUAGAUCUUUCAGUGUUUCGGAGCAUGACCCAUGACCAACAAUUAACAGGUAAAACCACUCCCUAGAUAUUUGCAGGAGAAUGAGAUUGUAUGCAAUUGUUAAUUGACCAAUCUUCGGGUUGUAGCUAGGGUGAUUUUGUUUGCGAUAUAUAGAUCCCAAAUCUGUGUUCCUCUAUGUGCGGGUGACAUAACUUUGGUUUCGUUAUAGAAAGAAAAAAGAAACAAGUUCGGAUUUGAUUCAUAGUUUAAAUUCUCAAUGCGCAGGUGAACUUUGAAUUUGAUUUGGAGUAUGCACUUUAUUUGAAAAACGUUUCAUUGGUUCAAGUAGUGCCUAUGUAGGCUACCAAGUGUUUGAAAUACAUUAAGGUUGGCUUGGAUCCACUAAUAAUAACUAAAAGAGAUGUGAAUUCUUAACAACUUUAGUGCUGGUCGAUGUACAAUUAGUCGCACACUUUUAAUGUUGUAACCAAUGAAGUUCUUAUACUCAACAGUGGAGUAUUAGUAGUAGUUUAUUAUGAGAAUGCCAAGUAGCUAAUAGAAUAUGGGAAGUAGCAUUAAACUUAAAUGACCAUGUUUGCACCUGAUCUUAUCUUUUCUUCUUCCUGCGUGCUAGGCAAUGUUCUCCUCUGUUGUCCAAUGAAUUUUUUUAUCCAGAACUUCAAAACAGAUGAUAAUAUAUAUAUGAAGUUUUCCUAUUUUUGUGCAGUGUUGACAGAUCCCACCUGAAGAGGAAAUUAGAUCUUGAAUUCGAGUAGCCAUAUUAAUGGCCUUACCAUGUGCAUAUAGAUUACUGAUUUGCCGCGCACUGUGAUCGACUAUUGCUGCUUAAUCAGGUAUCUACCGAUCUCUCCGCCACUCUAUACUACAACUUCCCUAACUAUAAUUAAUUGUGUCGAGAGCCAGCGGUAUGAACAUGCAAAGCUUACACAGGAAGAAGCAUUGGCAUUCUUGAGUUCAAACUAUUGCAGUUUCCAGCAGGUCAUUAUUUGGUUUGAGAGGAAGGAGUGAUGCGUGGUGAUUUUUCUUUCUUUAUGUAUCCUCAAAAGGCCCGGUCUACUUCUUACCCUAAUCCAUGAUUGCCAAUUAUUUUUGUAAUGAUCUUGAUUGUAAGACAAACAGAUGAAGUCGAGAGAGCUAUAUCGGAUUUGAUUACAUGGAGUCGGUUCUCUUUUCGACUUCAUGAAGGAAGACAACUAUAAGCGGGAAACCUUUUGUACUUGACAUGCCUGUACUAAUAUCUAUUUGUUGUGCUGUUCUUGCGUUGUUGCAAAAUAUUUACUGGUCUUCACUGUAACUUGGAAGAUUUGAUAUGGAAUUGAGACGUGUGCUUUGAUACAAUUCUCAUUACCAAGACAAUUUAAUUUGAAGGCCAAGAAGAGUGGUGCUAAUUGGAGAUCAAAGUUCUAUAAAGAUUCGAGGUCGAA
Molecule: messenger RNA, 3217 nt
Organism: Linum trigynum
Lineage: Eukaryota; Viridiplantae; Streptophyta; Magnoliopsida; Malpighiales; Linaceae
Source: the annotation of a GenBank genome assembly